Molecule: messenger RNA, 321 nt
Organism: Aspergillus melleus
Lineage: Eukaryota; Fungi; Ascomycota; Eurotiomycetes; Eurotiales; Aspergillaceae
Exons: 1
Coding region: 1-321 (106 amino acids)
Biological process (GO): carbohydrate transport; transmembrane transport
Cellular component (GO): membrane
Molecular function (GO): carbohydrate:proton symporter activity
Source: RefSeq, a predicted model, not a curated record
AUGAAAUACUGGCGACAGCUGUUCUCGACCGGUUAUAUCAAUCCCGACGACAAUUUCUCCGACGUGACCUCCUCGCAGUCAUCCAUGAUAGUGUCGCUGCUGUCUGCCGGUACCUUCUUCGGUGCCUUGACCUCUGCCCCCGUUGCCGAUUACUUCGGUCGGCGUAUUGCCAUGAUCAUAGACUCGUUCGUCUUUUGCUUUGGCGUGAUUCUCCAGACAGCUGCUACGUCGAUCCCGCUGUUUGUUGCAGGGAGAUUCUUCGCUGGGUAUGGAGUUGGUUUACUGUCUGCAACUAGUACGUUCAUGCUCCGCCUGCGUUAG